Messenger RNA from Peromyscus maniculatus bairdii (prairie deer mouse), 2057 nucleotides. RefSeq names its product ubiquitin conjugating enzyme E2 V1 (gene Ube2v1). NCBI's taxonomy places the organism in Eukaryota, Metazoa, Chordata, Mammalia, Rodentia, Cricetidae. The record is from RefSeq and is a predicted model, not a curated record.
GGCUCGUGCGACCCCGAGCGGGCGUCAGCGGCACCGUCUGCGGCUGCGCCCACGCUUGCGCCUGCGCACCAGCGCCCGGGAAGCUCAAAGGGGGGGUGAAGAAGGGGCCGGCCUUCGAGCGACAGCGACGCAAGAUGGCAGCCACCACAGGCUCGGGAGUAAAAGUCCCUCGAAAUUUCCGACUGUUGGAAGAGCUGGAAGAAGGCCAGAAAGGAGUAGGCGACGGCACAGUUAGCUGGGGUCUAGAGGACGACGAAGACAUGACACUUACAAGAUGGACAGGGAUGAUAAUUGGGCCUCCAAGAACAAUUUAUGAAAACCGAAUAUACAGCCUUAAAAUAGAAUGUGGGCCUAAAUACCCAGAAGCACCCCCAUCUGUAAGAUUUGUAACAAAAGUCAACAUGAGCGGCGUGAGCAGUUCGAAUGGAGUGGUGGAUCCAAGGGCCACGGCAGUGCUGGCCAAGUGGCAGAAUUCCCACAGCAUCAAAGUCAUCCUGCAGGAGCUGCGGCGCUUGAUGAUGUCAAAAGAGAACAUGAAGCUACCACAGCCGCCAGAAGGACAGUGUUACAGCAAUUAGUCACCAAGGCCCCGGCCUCCCCUCCCCAGUCCAACCUAAGUCUUCAUUUCCCACAGUAGUGAAUUUUCUAGAUUCAUCUUGUAGACCUCAAAGGACUGGAGAGAGAGCUCCACUGAGACUCCAUCCUGGAACACUGCUCUGAUACUAAUUUCUUGUCCAUUUGAAAUACAUAGGCUGUGCUGUGUAACAUCUUCUGUUGAGUGUAACCGCUGGCUGCCUAGUUGAACUUCUGGGAUCAAGAAGGUGUGUUGAAAUCGGUUUCCUUUGGGAGCGGUGGGCACAGCUAACGCAACUGUGAACCGACACGUCACACAAUCACCUGCUGCUGACACAUGACCUGGGUCUGCCUCUGCCCGCCCCGCCCUCCUGCCACAGCCGUGUGGUGGCCCUUAGACUAGAUGGGAAGGCUUCAGGUAGCAGCUGUGGGACUACUGCUGGGCUUGGGGGUGCUUUGGCCGCACCCCUGCUUUCUUAAGUCUUAAGUGAUGCCCCCUCCAAGCCAUCGUCCCCCCCACUCCUCCACUCCCACCCUUGGCCAAAGCUUAGAUUGUAACCCUCCCCUCCCUCAGAAAUUGGCCGUGGGUGAGGAAUUCAGGGCUUCCCGUCUCCCCACCUUUAUCAAGGGGUGCUGCUCUCCCCUCCUCCUCAACUCCCUUGUUGCCCAUCACCACCCAACACUUGCUGUGGCCAGAAGCCAUCAGAUGAGGUUGGAAGAGCCUGGCCUCCCUCACUUAGCUCUGGACCACACGUUCACUUGCCACCAGCCCGGGAAGGGGGAGCCGGGACCUCAGCCCUGCUGCCACCAUCAGCCGAUGCACUUUGAGCUCAGGUCUCGAGGUGAACAGAGCAGUCUCGGGGCCACAAACCUGCCAGCGCUCAGGGGCCUUGGUGGUGACGCCUAGAGAAAGGCCAUGCGGAGUCCGAGCGCACAGGGUUCUGAGUCGGUUCCUUCUCUCAUAAUCGCUUUGCUUUUACACACUGAAGAGGUUUGGACGGGGCUCCCUGGCCACCAUCAGGUCUGUGUGGAGCCUGACAGCUGAACAGAGCCCCUGACCCUGCGGACUCAGGUUUCAGUGUUGCUGCUCCUCAGACCCUCGCCAAGACCCGAAGGAGCUCUGUGUCACGAGGUUUUAGAUCGGUGGGCCUGGCCUCCUGGCUCGUCACCAUGUUCCCCACUCUGUUCAGGACCACUAAAUGUUGAAAUGUGGAUGCAUACCGAAAUAAAGGCAAUUCGUUGUGUUGCAAGGGUUAUUUUGGGUUUGGGUUUUUUUUUUGGGGGGGGGGGUUUAAGCAUAUAUGUGAAUUCACCUGUUGAAGCAGCAACUAUCAGGUCUGAAAAGUGGCUGGUGUGGCCAUUGAUCUUUCUGGGGCAAACUAGCUGUCCGGGCGAGGCAUCCUGUAAGUCGAGUUUAACAGUGUUCAUAGCAGCGUGUUGUCAGUCAUUGCCUGAUUUUACUGUAAUAAACAAGUGUGCAUUGA